AUGGAUUUCCAGAACAGGCCUGGAGGCAAGACCGGGGGUGGCGGGGUAGCCUCUUGGUCGGAAACCAACCGCGACCGAAGAGAAAGACUCCGCCAGCUCGCUCUCGAAACCAUCGACCUCCAAAAGGACCCCUAUUUCAUGAAAAACCAUCUCGGGUCAUACGAGUGUAAACUGUGCUUGACUCUCCACAACAACGAGGGCAGCUAUCUGGCUCACACCCAAGGCAAGAAGCAUCAGGCAAACCUCGCCAGAAGGGCUGCAAAGGAAGCUAAAGAUGCACCUUCCCUGCUGCAACCUGAGAAGCCCAGAGUUGAGCCCAAAAAGUUUGUGAAGAUUGGAAGACCUGGGUAUCGAGUUACAAAGCAGAGGGAUCCUGAAAUGGGACAACAAAGUCUUCUAUUCCAGAUUGAUUAUCCAGAAAUCAGCGACGUGGUCUUACCUCGCCACCGCUUCAUGUCCGCUUAUGAGCAAAAAAUCGAGCCACCCGACCGCAAAUUCCAGUACCUCCUGUUCGCGGCGGAGCCCUACGAGACCAUCGCCUUCAAGGUGCCUAGCCGAGAGGUCGAAAAGACCGACAACAAGUUCUGGACUCACUGGAACAAGGACACGAAGCAGUUCUUCCUGCAGUUCGCCUUCAAGCUGGAGAACAAGCGGAACGCCAAUACGGUUGUGCAGAGACACACGAACAUUGUGGGGGGUGUGCCCCCUCCGCCCAUGCUGCCCGUGCCGCCGCCCCCCAGGCCGCCCAUGUUCAAUCCCAUCCCGCCGCCGCCGCCUAUGAUGAGGGCGGUGAUGCCGGUGCCUCCUCCUCAUCAUCAUCAUUGA
Messenger RNA from Phaedon cochleariae (mustard beetle), 825 nucleotides. Lineage: Eukaryota; Metazoa; Arthropoda; Insecta; Coleoptera; Chrysomelidae. The record is from the annotation of a GenBank genome assembly.